Messenger RNA from Saitoella complicata NRRL Y-17804, 1002 nucleotides. RefSeq names its product porphobilinogen deaminase. Gene Ontology annotation, cellular component: cytoplasm. Gene Ontology annotation, biological process: heme biosynthetic process. Lineage: Eukaryota; Fungi; Ascomycota; Saitoellomycetes; Saitoellales; Saitoellaceae. Gene Ontology annotation, molecular function: hydroxymethylbilane synthase activity. The transcript has 2 exons. The coding region runs from base 1 to 1002 and encodes 333 amino acids. The record is from RefSeq and is a predicted model, not a curated record.
AUGUCCGGAUCAACAGAAAAGACUGGUUUCCCCAUCGGCUCCCGCCGCUCCAAGCUCGCGCUGGUACAAACCGAGCUGGUCCAGUCCUCACUCCAAGCUCUCCACCCAGACCUCUCCUUCCCAAUCUCCGCAAUGCAGACAAUGGGCGACAAAAACCAAAUCCAAUCCCUCUACAACAUGGGAAAAUCUCUCUGGACAAAAGAACUCGAAGUAGUACUCUUCGAGGGCGACGUCGAUUUGAUCGUACACUCGUUGAAGGAUAUGCCGACGACUUUGCCUGAGGGUGCGCGGUUGGGUGCGAUCCUGGAGAGGGAGGAUCCGAGGGAUGCGUUGGUUAUGCGGGCUGGCUCGGCGUACGAGACACUGGACGACUUACCCGAGGGCGCGAUCGUGGGUACGUCGAGUGUGCGGCGAACGGCACAACUCAAACGCAAAUACCCGCACCUCCAAUUCGCAGAUGUCCGUGGCAACGUCCUCACCCGCCUCGAAAAACUGGACGGAACCUUCUCUUCCCCUAUCGUGAUUCCUGAAUACUCGUGUCUCAUCCUCGCCGCGGCGGGACUCAUCCGUCUCGGACUCGGUGGUCGGAUUACUGGAUACCUCGAGGCGCCGACGUUGUUGCAUGCCGUAGGUCAAGGUGCCCUCGGUAUCGAAAUCCGGGAAAAUGACGAAAAGACCGCCCAGUUGCUCGCCCCACUCGUCCACCGCCCUACAUGGCUGAGAUGUCUCGCUGAACGCGCACUCAUGCGAACCCUCGAAGGCGGAUGCUCCGUCCCGAUUGGUGUCCAGACAUCUCUCUCCCCCCAGAAUUUAUUGGAGAUGCACGCUUGUGUUGUGAGCGUUGACGGCACAGAGUAUGUCGAGGCAAAGGAGACAAUGCGUGUGGAGAGUGACGAGGAAGCGGAGGAACUUGGGAAGUUGGUUGCGAUGAGGUUGGUUGAGGGUGGGGCGGGGGCGGUGUUGGAGAGGAUUAAUGAGGUUAGGGAGAGGCAUCAGGAUUGA